Messenger RNA from Plasmodium knowlesi strain H, 2793 nucleotides. Its product is annotated as conserved Plasmodium protein, unknown function. The record is from RefSeq and is a predicted model, not a curated record. Bases 1 to 2793 code for a protein of 930 amino acids. NCBI's taxonomy places the organism in Eukaryota, Apicomplexa, Aconoidasida, Haemosporida, Plasmodiidae. The transcript has a single exon.
AUGAAAUGCAAAGAACAAAAAGCGUAUCUACAGUUCGUAGAAGAAUUAAAGAAGGAGUUCCCACUAUUUCGAAAAUACACUGAUGAUUUUUUUUAUAGAAAAAAAAAGGAGGAAACACAAAGGGGAAAUGAAAGCUCAAAUUUUUUUUCGCAAAAUGGGGAAGCCCCAAAUGACACAAAGGAAGCGUGCAACUCCUUCGUGAGAGAAAUGGAGACCUCUUUCAAUUCGUUGGAACAAAAAAACAGAAUCAGUUGUAUAUGUAAAUUAUUUUUAAAUAACUAUAGCCCAUUCACAAAUGGUUACUAUAAUUACGUUGACACAAAUUAUGUGAGUUCCUCUUUGGUCCAAGAGGCUAUGGAGAGGUACGUCGAAUGGAGGGAGUCCGGGGGUGAAGAGUCAUUCGCGCAGGGGCAUAUCAGUGAAACCAAUGCGGUCAGUGUAGUUACACCACCUCGCUUAGUCGCCAGGAGGCCCCAUAAACGGGAAAGCGUUGGGGAUACCGGGAAUGCACUCGGGUGGGACAACGCCUGGGCUAGCGAUAGUGCAGGUGAAAAUGUGAUUGCAAGUGUUUGUCGUGAUGUGGCGGAUAAUGUGAUUGACAAUGUUAAUGACAAUGGAAUUGGCAGUGUUCGGGGCGAUGCAAGCGCUGCUGAGAGUAGUAGCCCUCAUAGUAAUCCCCGUAGUAGCCCCCGUAGUAGCCCCCGUAGUAAAGCGAGUGGCAGGCGCACAAAAAUCGGGAAGAGAAGCAGAAAAUCCUACGAAACGGGCGCAAAGGUGAUCGGGAAGAGCCCCCGCAGAGGAAAGUACUCGGACAGAGGGGUUAAUGCGAAACGGGCGAAGGUGUGGGAGGGCUCCGUAAGAGUAGACAAGGGGGGGGGUCCAAAAGACGGAGAAGAUAGCCAAGUUAUCAAUGGGAGUAGAAGUAGUAGGAGUAGAAAUAGUAGGAGUAGUACUAGUAGGAGUAGUAGUAGUAGCAGCAGUGGUAGGAGCCUCUCCAGGGGCAGCAACUGGUCCAACGGAAGCAGGCACUCCAAUGCAAUGGGAGAUCUAAAGAAUUGCGUCGAGGAAGAAAUGGACAAGAAGGAUGACCUUGGCUUCUGCGAUAUUUCGCUAGUCCCCUUUGCAAAUGAGACAUUUUACAUAAACUACGGAUGUGUGGGCACGAGCAAACAAACGCACAAAGCAGGAAGCGUGUUUGUGAUUGACGACAUUGGGGGGGGAUGUGAAAAAAAUGAAAUUGCGAAAUGUAAAAGACGAAUAAUAUUCGGAAGAGAAGGAAAGAAAGAAUUUUUGCACAACAUAAGUUCUAAUUCAAUUGUGAAGGGAUGGAUUUAUAAGGCCGAUUCAGAACACAAGUUUUUUCACGUUAGACUUUUCUCCGUGAGGAAUACGCCAGAUGGGAGUAGCGGUAACAAGACCACUGAUGUAACCGAAAAUUCAAAAACUGCUAAUUGUGGCAGCGGUGCAGGAGUGUUGGACGACCACCAUGUGUAUGCUUGCCUACCCUUCCAAUUUGUCAGUAAGUUCCAAUUUGUGGACAGCCUAGACAUGCAUGGCCUCCGCCUGGAAGAAAACCUAGACAGCUUCAUAGGCAUGAAUAUAAGAGCGAGAAUAUUCGACGAUAGAGAAUACAUUCGCUCUCAUUUUGAAGACCUCUUGGGGAGGUACCAAUUUCACUUCUUCCUGACCCUUCAGUCCAAGGGGCAUGACGAUCACAUAAAAAAUGACAAGCUGGGGUUCCUGUCGACGGAGUUAAGUGUAAAUAAUUUAACGGGCCAAAAGAAAUUGGGAGAAAACAUUCGCAGUGAAGUAGACAGUAUGUUGGUAACCCGUCUAAACGUCCUCCUAUUUUCUUGCAAAAGAUUUAUGAGCAAAGAAAAUGUAAAGUAUAAGGAAAAAUAUUUGUUCCUAAACCUUCCGCAUCUGUCAUCCCUAAUUAAUUUCAAUUUUAGAAAUAAUUUUUUCCAAACGCACAUUGGAAAUGUGACGACGAGGAAGCAAAAUUUAAUUUGGUCUGAACAGAAAUUUAUGGAAGCUUUAGAAAUUUACAAAAAAAAUAGUAACUACUACAACUUUUUAAAAAAUUAUUUUACUUUCCAUUCUGGAUCAAGUACAUGUAGUUACGUCUACCUCAGUGACGUGGACAAAUUUGAGACAACAAAUAAUGAGCACACUGCUCCUAUCAAAGUGGAAGCGAAUAAACAUGUAGAAAAAGAGGAACAGAAUGAAGGUAAUCCAAAACAGAGGAACUACAUUUUAGAGAAAAAAAAGGAAAAAAUCAUCCCGGGGAACAAUUUUGGUAACCUUAAAAUGGACGGGAAUAAAAGUACGAAAUGUUAUGAAGAUUAUUGGUUCUCAUUAUCCGAUAGGGAAAAACAUAUAGUGGAUAAGAUUCCCUUUCUAAAUUCUAGUGUAUACAAAACUAAGUGGAUAUAUGAUUUUUUUAACUGCAUUAAGUUAACCAUUAAUUUGAAUAAUCAUCACCUUUGGGGGAACUUCCUGCUGAGCUUGGUGCUUCUAGAGUUGAGCUGCUACACGGAAUCUUUCCUUUUUCUCUUCAGAAUUUUUAAAAUAAAAAAAAUGUUUUUGGAAAGCUACAAAUUGAAAAAUAUUAUCUGCACAGUCUUCAUAAGACGAUUAAAAAAAUACAUCGCAAAGGAACAUCUAUGGAAUGUCAUCGUAAAUUACAGAGAAUACGAUUUGUUCAGCAUGAGAGAGGACAACUGUGAUGAGUACUGCAGGAAUAUAUUUGAGCGAAAUUUAAGUCUCUUAUGUGCUCUCGAAAAGGGGUAG